Molecule: messenger RNA, 2095 nt
Organism: Daktulosphaira vitifoliae (grape phylloxera)
Lineage: Eukaryota; Metazoa; Arthropoda; Insecta; Hemiptera; Phylloxeridae
Product: pickpocket protein 28-like
Exons: 10
Coding region: 172-1788 (538 amino acids)
Biological process (GO): sodium ion transmembrane transport
Cellular component (GO): membrane
Molecular function (GO): ligand-gated sodium channel activity
Source: RefSeq, a predicted model, not a curated record
ACAUCGUUUGCAUGAGAACUUUUCAAGAAUUCUCGAGAACUGUCAAUACUCAGUUAACAUAGAAUUAUAAAUAGAAAUAUUUAGUAGAAUGAGUUUAUUAUUUUUUUUAGUCUUAAAAUAUUGUUGGUAUUUUCAUAAAAAUUAUAUUUGAGAAGUGAAAUUUCAAAAAACAUGUCUGAAUAUUACAAAGUUAAUAUUUUCCGUAGAAAAUUAGCAGUGGCAUAUAAUGACAAUUUAAGAAAUCAGUCACUAAAAAAGCUCUUCGGGAAUUAUCUUCGCAAGUUUUCAUCUAUUACCAGUAUACAUGGUGUGAUGUAUCUAGGGGAACCAAAACGACCACUUUUUGAAAGAUUGUUUUGGAUCAUUAUUAUGUCAUCAGUUGCGUUUAUUUGUGGAAUUCAGGUUUAUCAAAUUUUUUUUAAAUGGAUGCAAAGUCAAAUGACUGUAAAAGUACGCCAUGAUAAAUACAAUUUAUCAGAAUUUCCGUACCCAGCAAUAACUAUUUGUAGAGAUGCACAAUUACAAAAUUUAGAAAAAAGAAAUGACACCAAUGAAAUUUCAUUCAAUGAAUUUCAAGAAACUGUACAAUUGUUAUGCAAUCCUUAUGAAGCCAAAAAAAAUAGGACUAUUAAAUGGAUUAAUUCAAAUGUAUUGAAAUUAAUUUUGAGUGAUCAUGGAGUUUCUUGUAAUGAAUUUAUUGAAAUAGUUCAACUUCGACGUCAUAAAUUUGUUUCACCUUGUCCAUAUUUUCAACCUAUUAUAACUUCAUAUGGUCUAUGUUAUUCAUUAAAUAUGGUACCUUUUCAUUCUUUAUUAAGCCAAGGCUAUCGUAACAUGUUAUCAUUUGAAAAUCACCCUAUACAUAGUGACAUCAUGAAACAUAGUGAUAUAACAUGGUCUCCAGAUAAAGGCUUUAAAAAAAAUUCAACUUCAUUUGAUAUUCCUUGGAAAAUAGUCGAAGGUUUUUCUAAGAAUUCAAUCAGCUUGGCUUUAAACUUCGAUAAAAAUAAUAAAAAAAAAUGUUCCUUGAAAGGAUCUGGUUAUGUGUUAAUUUUGCACAGUCCAGUUAAUGUUCCAAAUAUGAUUUUACCCACUGCUUACAUAUUUAGAGAUGAAGCGUUAUAUGUAUCUACAGUAGUUAGUGCUUGGCCAACAUCACAGGGGAUUUCAAACUGGAAACCAAGACAACGAAAGUGUUAUUUUCAACAUGAAAAGAAAUUGAAGUAUUUCAAAAUUUAUACUGAAAAUAAUUGCGAUGUUGAGUGUAGAGCUAAUAUCUCAAUAAAGAAAUGCGGUUGUAGUGCAUUUUAUCAUCCACGAGAAAAAGAUACGCCUUUCUGUGGUAAAGAAAAUUAUGGAUGCAUGGAGAGUUCUUCAGGUUAUUCAAUAUUUGAUAAAAAUUUCCCGGAGAGUUUCAAAGAUGAAUGCGACUGUUUACCAGACUGCAAUGAAGUUAGAUAUGAGUUUAAAGUUGUUGAACUAUACAAAAAUAAUACACCGACUGAGAAAAAAUCAAAUAAGGACUCCUUUGCUUUAUCAAUUUAUUUUGAUAGAUCAUACGUAAUAAGUAUCGAAAAAACUGCAUUAUUGUCAUUUAAUGAAUUACUAUGUCAUACGGGUGGAUUUUUGGGAUUGUUUCUUGGGUGCAGCAUUAUAAGUGUGUUUGAACUAAUUUAUUUCAUUAUACGAAUAUUAAUCGAUGAAAUGAAUCAAAAAAGAUUAAUGCAAAGUAAAAUUGACGAUAAUAGUGAAUCUGUCGUCAUUACUGAUAUUAAUGUAGACGAUUAGUUAAUUAAUUUUGUAUAAUGGUAUUUUACAACUAGUUUUAAAUAAUACAUAACUUUGUUUCAUUUGCUUUAAGAAAAAUAUAUUUUAUCUAAUUGUUAAUAUUUUUAGUCAUAAAUAUUAGAUAAUUUAUUUCAAAUUAAUGGUAAACAUAACUAUGGCUUAGUCUAUAUUCUUAUGGUAUUUGAACUUAACGAAGUGCAUACAAUUUAUUCCUUAACUUACUUGAAACUGCUCUAAAUUAUUUAAUAAAGGUAUUUUUUAAGAAGCAUUAUGAAUGAGUACUGCUUUCUUAAAUAGUAAUUUCAAA